This is a messenger RNA of Haliotis rubra (blacklip abalone), 5008 nucleotides long. RefSeq names its product rhophilin-2-B-like. Gene Ontology annotation, molecular function: protein binding. NCBI's taxonomy places the organism in Eukaryota, Metazoa, Mollusca, Gastropoda, Lepetellida, Haliotidae. Gene Ontology annotation, biological process: negative regulation of stress fiber assembly; signal transduction. The record is from RefSeq and is a predicted model, not a curated record.
AUGCAUACCAAUAAAUCAACGUCUCCCACUCGAGUCGAUGACCGCUGUGAGAGGCUCCCCAAGGCCACCGACUACACCACCGUCUACAAGCUCCUCUACACAGCUGCGCCAAUGCUCUGGUUCCGAUCCGCUGAUUCAGACAGCGAGCGCGGCAAGCUGCAGUCUCGGCGAUCCAAGCUGAAUGACCAGAUCAACAAGGAGCUCCGAAUGAGGUCUGGAGCAGAGAACCUCUACAGAGCGACGGACAACAAGAAACUAAGAGAGCAGGUCGCUGUGGAGCUCUCCUUCUUUAACUCAAAUAUUCAGCUGUUGAAAGAGGAGCUGUGUGGCCUCAACAGCAGCGUCGAGAUCUACCAGCAUGACAACUGUUCCCGAUGUGUGCCAAUGAUACCGCUAGGUCUGAAGGAAACGAAGGAUGUCGAUUUCCGGGUGCCAUUCAUGGAUGUUAUCCUGGAGCACUACAGCGAGGAUGGGAGACAGUUUGACAAGGAAAUACAGGAACUGAUGGACCUCAGACAGGCAAUUCGGACCCUGAGAGACUGGUCUGGUGUCGAGCUACUCACUGAGUACUUCAACCAGCUGUAUUACGUUGAGAGGAGAUUCUUCCCUGAAGAAGGAAGCCUGGCCCUACACUUUCACUGGUAUGACUCGUUGACUGGCGUCCCCAACACACAGAAGGCUAUAGGCUUUGAGAAGGGCAGCGUGUUGUUCAACAUUGCAGCUCUCUGUACACAGAUUGCAUGUAAACAGGAUCGUAUGACUACCGCAGGAUCAGAAGAGGCAAUACGAGCUUUUGAGAAAGCUGCAGGAUACUUUCGCCACCUGGAAACCCACUUCAAGCAUGCUCCCAGUAUGGACAUGCGUCCGGAGACUCUCACCAUGCUGGUGGAACUACUGCAGGCUCAGUCCCAGGAGUGUGUGUUCGAGAGUAAGACCAUCCAUGGCCUCACGGACGGCGUGCUGUCCUUGGUGAAAGUAGCACAGGAAUCGGCCUAUGUUUCUGAAAGGUUCAGAGUCACACACAGACUAAUGUCCGCUGAGCCUGUCAAGAGUUACCUCCCCUUCACAUGGACCGCCAUGGCGCAGACAAAACACUACUACUACAAGGGACUUGCUCAUUCAAUAGUAGCCACGGCUCUCCUGGACCAGAAAGACAGCGGUGACCUGGACAAGCUUAAACAGAUGAUGGAGAAGCUCCAUGUGGGUUCCGACCUUCGCGAUGAAAACAAUGGUCUCAAGAUUCCCACAAAUGACAACGACAGAAAGAUUCUAGGCAAGGCUCACCUGCGAGAGUCUGUACUGAGUCACGAGGAAGCCCUGCGAGUUCAUGACCUGUGUAAGCAGCUGAGGAAGAUUGACACCUUCCGGGAACUUUUGCAGAAAGCUCACGAAAGGACACUGGAGAAGUUCGAGGGUCUGGAGGAAGAAGAUGACUUCUCCGAGCUACUGACCGUGCCGCGUAUCGAGGGAAAGGCGGACAGGGAAACAAACCCCACACCUCCUGAGUUCUCCAAAAUCAAAGUCUUGGACAUCUUUGCCACACUAGGUCCUAUCACCAUAUUCAAUUCCCGGAACGAAUGGUCCGCUGCCCGGAGAGUGCAGCUAAAUCGUAGUGACGAUGAAGGAUUUGGUUUCAGUGUGCGUGGAGAUUCACCGGUCAUGGUUGCUGAGAUUGAACCAGAGAGUGUAGCUGGGAGGAGCUCCAUGAAGGUGGGAGAUUUCGUUGUGGGAGUUGGAACGAUGGAUACGAAGUGGGCGAAACAUGAACAAGUGGUUCAACUGGUUCGACAGGCUGGAAACUCACUAGAACUCCGAUUGAUUACACCCAUGGGCCAGAGUUUUCUGGAAAGACUUAAUGCAGAUCGGCCAUAUGCAACAGUUAGCUUACCUGCAUCACCUGUUAGAAUGCAGAGCCCUAAGAGCAGUGUCUCUAGCGAAAAGAGCAAUAAAAGUCGCCUCAGUGCACCCUGGAUUUUCAUGAGGCGGAACUCUUCAAAGGAAAAGUCAGAAAAACGGAAGUCAUCUGAUGAAUUUGAUGAUGAUAUUGUGUCCAGGUAGACUCACUGUUGAAGUGUCCGUGGUAUCUACUUCAUGAAAGGACGUGUUCAUGCAAGACAGUGUUGGUCUUUGAGACACACCAAGAUACGUCUGCAUCCACAGUGCUGUGUUUCUAUGGAAACAAAUUUGUGUAUAAGUGCUGAGGUGCAACCAUUGUGUUCAGUGUUUUGGAUUACGACAUGUCGCGUAGCUGUCUUCGCUAAAGGUGUUGAGUAUCAAGAGGUCAUAAUGUUACAGCUGACGAAUGUAUAUUCUCUUGUGAGCGGAAAAUGGAUCCCAAUCUCCCUGGGCAAUCCUGUAUCUGGUCUUUCCUUGUUUUGAGGGUUUCUUCUUGCUGAUGCUUAAGGUUCCCUCGAGCCAGUGUGUGAUUGUGUUCAUAGUAGCCAGCUGGUAUUGUGUUCAAAGUAGCCAGUGGGUGAUUCAGUUCAUAGUAGCCAGCAGGUAUUGUGUUCAAAGUAGCCAGUGGGUGAUUCAGUUCAUAGAAGCCAGCAGGUGAUUGUGAUUGUAGCCACCAGUAUUAUUGGUUUACAAGACAUGCUUGCCAUCUAGAGACUUUGUACAAGUUGUGCGUAUGGACCUACAUGUUGACAAAGGUGUUGGAAGCUACAGAUGCUAUGUGAAGACUCCUGGAGGGAUACUCCUAGAAAUCACAGCGACACCAUACAGUCACAGUUUGAAGGGCAGCAGUGUGGUGAAGACAUAAGUCAUUGAUUUGGCGUUAUUCAAAAUGACAUUUGAGGAAUGUCUAAUUUUCAAGGUUUUUAUGCAGUGGUUAAUUGUAAUUGUUUUGAAGAUAUUGGAGAUGAAACCCAAAUUUGGGUUUGCUAAUCAUGCAUGUGAGACACAAGCAACUACUUAUUGUUGUACACCGAGGCUAGAGCCAUCCAACCCAGUUUCAGAAAAUGUCUUUUAAGCCAGUAAAAGUACAAACAUACACAAGUACUUGUAACUUAAGAAAUACCUAUGUUUACAUAUAUCUUCUUUGUUAAAAUGAUUUUGAUUGUUUGAAAUUAAUGCACAUGAAGUCAAUCACUGGAUUGUCUGAUCAUAACAUAAAGUGAAGCAGCAUGAUUGUACAACCAGAGUUGUACUGACGCUGAAGUUCUGUGGAUAGAUGGAGGGGACGUAGUUUAUUUGAGACAGCUGUGAAUUAGUUGUUUCCAAGACUGUAGGAAAACAUCCAGAGUGUGUAAGUUUCGCCCUGACCAUGUAUCAGGUCAUUUUGAAAUUCUCACUCAAUUUUCAAAAGUUGUGUUUAGUUUUACUUAAUUGGUACAGAUAGUCAGACUUCUGUUACCUCGCUGCCUAUAUCUAAAUUUGAUAGCUAAAUAUGAGCUUAAGUGUUUACAAUUCUGUAUCAGUCAUUCAGUUUUAAUGAAUUAGUGCGUAAUAUCAACCGUGUCCGCAGUUUCCAUGUAAUGUGAACAAGUUUGUGCCCAAAUUGAAUAUCACAAAAUGUAUCGUGUAGUAUCUUGACUAAAGGAUCAUGGGACAUGUCAUGUAUUACUUGAGAAGUAUGAUAUGUAUUGAUACACAAGGUAGUUGUAUCGUAACACUGUUGCGAUCGAAGUAUAAGUAAUGAGUAGCACUCUGAUAAUCUUAAUAUCAUUGACAAACUCAUUUUGUCGUACAUUCCAUAACAUGGAGCCACCUGUAAUACAUCUGCAGUGAUGAACGUAGUGUGAAGUAAAUCAUUCCGUACUGAACUAUGACCACCACACAGACACCAAGAACCAGACUAGGAAAAGAAUCGUAUUUAUCUAAAUUCAAAAUAAUUCUGAAAGGGACAGUUUUAUGAUAUUAUGGAAUGUGGACCUGAUUUGUAAAAAUAAUCAUCUCGUCAGGACCAAACAGGAAUUUGAGGAAUCUGACACGAUUGUUCUGUUUACAGUUGAUUGUGGGUUCCUAGUCUUCAUCAUAAUCCAUACAGUACACUGCCACGUUCAGCCUACACUGAAGUCAUUGCAUUGUACCCUUCCAGUCCUCCAUUACUAUCGAGAAUUUUACCAUUACUUGCCCCGCACCACUGUAUCAUGUAGGGCUGGCUAAUAUGAUCGUUGAUUGGAAAUAUCAUCAAUAGGAAUAAUUAUUAUUGAUUAUCGAUGUGAAAAUUGUUAUCAGAAGGCAAAGGUUUACGUUUCCCAACACAAUGUACAGAUUUAGGACUUUAUUCAUGGUCUGCUUCUAAGUUAUGUUCAGGAUGCUGUUUCGUUAAUAAUUCAUGCAAAAACAUGUCGCCACUCACCAGUGAUGGUGCAUUUUUGCUGAGAGUUACGUCUUUGAUAUUUAUCUGUAAUCCCUAUGAUCUAUAUCGAUAGCGAUAUCCAGCCCAGAUGUCAUGUUGCUUGCAUCACAGUCAUGGUCCUGUACCACCAUCCACACAUUUGUACCAGUGCUCAACAUUUUGAACAUCAUAAUGAUCCCAAUUUGUAAUUCUUUAAGGUCCACACUUAGUACAUGUUAAAGGAAACAUAUUGAAAACAUAGCUUUCUUUGCACUGAUUCCAGAAAACAGAUGUCAUAAAUUGCUUUGAAAUAUGAUUUGUAAGGACAUGUAUCAUGAAUUGUGACACCUAUAUCUUCCCCGAGAACAAAUGGCAUAAACUCAUCUUUUGUAAUUGUUUACUACGUUUAAGAUGUUUACUAACUUGAUUUAUCAUUUGUAGCAUCAUGAGAACAGACACUGCCGUACACUGAAGUGUGACACUGUCACUACUGGAUGGGUGUCCCCGACUUCCAAGUGUCGUGUGUGUCCGCUCCAUUAUGACAAAUUCUGUGGGCCAUUCUGCUGCCAUAACUCUGUUUUAGAUGUGUCGUCAUGACCGCAAAUCAAACUGCCUCAUUUAAACAGGAUUCGGGGAAAAUUAAUCUUGCUUGACAAUGGUACAAAAUUUGUAUCAAAACGUACACGAAAUAAAUAAAAGAAUCCAUAAACUAUACAUAUAUAUUAU